Molecule: messenger RNA, 816 nt
Organism: Nematocida parisii ERTm1
Lineage: Eukaryota; Fungi; Microsporidia
Exons: 1
Coding region: 1-816 (271 amino acids)
Source: RefSeq, a predicted model, not a curated record
AUGAAGGAGUGCUCAGUGAAUCUUUUGGAGAGAAUAUACAUAAAGAAAGAAUAUUUGGUGUGUCACACACUUUGCAACCAAAUAGUAAAAAUAAGGUUCAAAAAGUAUUCACUCAUCCGGCCUGAAGUUGCCAUAAAGUACUUUAAGUGCAUUGCCAGAAGGUUUGGGAAUUAUGCAGUAGAUAAAGAAGUUGUAAGAAUUUCGAAAGAGAGUAAAUUACUACUUGAAAGGAUCGCACAUAAAGAACUCUCCAGCACAGGCAUCUUAAUGUCUAACCUAAAAAUAAAUGGGUUUGCCAGAAUAUCCUGUAUAACAGAGAAUAAAUGCGGGUGCAAUGAGUGCUUGGAAAAAGAAAGAAGAGUUCUUGCAAUAAAGGAGUACUCACUUGAUGGAUAUUCCUACGAGGACUUUAAAAAUAUAAUCAGCCUAAUCAAAAAAAAUGAAAAAAUCAAAACCAAGAUAAUGCAGCAGAUGCAGCAGUAUAAUAAAUACGGGGUUAGGACCACUAGGGAAGUAUACGACAGAUUCUUUGGGUGCUAUAACUUAAAGGAGAAGCGGGCUGGCAUACGGCCAUUUAUACAGAAAGGACCGUGGACCAAAGAGAGUGCGAAUAAGUUGAUUCACUCGUAUAAAACUGCAAUGUCAAUUAGAGAAAUGUCAUUUUUUGUGAUUCUGUAUAAGACAUGUCAUCCCUCAGCUAAUUUCAUAAUGUACAAUAAUACACAAAUAUAUUACACCCUAAUAAUACACAAAAUAGACUUAAAGACAAAGUAUGAGCUAAGACAGUACAUAAAGAAUAAAAUACACAAAAAAUGA